AUGCUCGCAUCCGCGGAAUCCGCUAACGGAUCACACGCGUUCGCUUCUGGCGUAGAUUCGACGGUGGAAAGAGAGCUGUCGUCGGCGGGACUCACGGGAUUCUCGAGCCUGCUCAAGCACGCGGGACUCAUGCCAGAGCUCGAACUCCGCGCGCGAUUCGGAUCCGCGCUGACCGUGUUCGCACCGACGAACGUCGCGCUCAUGCGCGCGGACCCCGCGCUCCUCGCGUUUCUCAAGCUUCCGCGCAACGCCGCGCUGCUCCGCGACGUCCUCCUGUACCACGUGGUCGCGCGCCCCGUGUCCGCGUUCGCGUGGGAAGGCUCGUACGAGACGAUGCAAGGCGCGCCGAUCGCGCUCCACGUGGACGCGCUAGCGUUCCAGGUGGGCGGAACCAGCGUGAAGCAGUACCGCGCGCUCACGCUCUCCUUGACUCCCCUCGCCAGUGACGAGCGAAUUUCCGCCUCCGCCGGGGAAGGCGCGGAUUCCGCUUCCGCCUCCGCCGCCGCCGGCGCGUCCGCGCAACUAAUAGACGCCGCCGGGGGGAGCAGCACGGUCGUGGUUCACACCAUCAACGCGCUUCUCCUGCCUCCCUCCGUCGACGAAUUGCUCUCUCUCACCGCCGGUGCAAAGAAGCUGUCAAAGGUGAUAGUGCCGGACAAGUGGAAGGAGGGGGCGUCCAACACCACUGAGAGCGGCGGCAGAAAGAUCAACGAGAACAAGCUGCUGUCCAAGAAGAAAAGGUACACUCCGUAUGCAUCAUCAGCAUCUUUCAAGUGCAUCAUCUGCAAGCAGCAACUGCACCAGGAGGGAAAGUACUGCCACCUAUGCUCAUAUAAAAAGGGUGUGUGUGCCAUGUGUGGCAAGCAGGUACUCGAUACCUCCAUGUACAAACAAUCAGCAGUUUGA
Molecule: messenger RNA, 906 nt
Organism: Closterium sp. Naga37s-1
Lineage: Eukaryota; Viridiplantae; Streptophyta; Zygnematophyceae; Desmidiales; Closteriaceae
Source: the annotation of a GenBank genome assembly